Molecule: messenger RNA, 1629 nt
Organism: Megalops cyprinoides (Indo-Pacific tarpon)
Lineage: Eukaryota; Metazoa; Chordata; Actinopteri; Elopiformes; Megalopidae
Gene: cadm1b
Product: cell adhesion molecule 1b
Exons: 9
Coding region: 38-1372 (444 amino acids)
Biological process (GO): susceptibility to natural killer cell mediated cytotoxicity; detection of stimulus; cell recognition
Cellular component (GO): neuron projection; synapse; plasma membrane
Molecular function (GO): signaling receptor binding
Source: RefSeq, a predicted model, not a curated record
GUGAAGUAGCGCCGCUAGAUAGAAGCAGGUGUCCAACAUGGCGAACACGGGGAACGGAUCUCUCGCUACAACUCUCAUUUUAUUCAUGGUUUCUGCAGCUUUUCUUCACAAAGGAGCUGCUCAGGACAUAGCAGUCCAAGGUCAAAAUCUCAUGACAGAUAACGUCUCAGUGGUGGAGGGGGAAGUGGCCACCAUCAGCUGCCGAGUGAAGAACAACGACGACUCGGUCAUCCAGCUCCUCAACCCCAACAGACAGACCAUCUACUUCAGAGACGUCAGACCCUUGAAGGACAGCCGAUUCCAGCUGGUCAACUUCUCGGACAACGAGCUGCGGGUUUCUUUGUCCAACGUGUCACUCUCUGACGAGGGGAGAUAUGUGUGCCAGCUCUACACUGACCCCCCACAGGAGGCCUACGCCGACAUCACUGUGCUGGUACCACCAGGCAACCCCAUCAUCGAGGCUCGGGAAGAGAUCGUCAGCGAGGGCAACGAGACGGAGAUAACAUGCACCACCAUGGGCGGCAAGCCCGCCUCCAGCAUCAGAUGGAUGAAGGGGGACGAGGAGCUGGAAGGCGAGCUGACGGUGGAGGAGACGUAUGACAGGAUGUACACCGUCACCAGCAGACUCACGUUGACCGUCACCAAGGAGGACGACGGCAUUCCUGUGGUCUGCAUUGUGGACCAUCCAGCGGUCAAGGACUUCCAGGCACAGAAAUACCUGGAGGUUCAAUAUAAACCUGAGGUGAAGAUCAUCGUGGAGUUUCCCGAGGGACUGACGAGGGAGGGAGAAAACCUAGAGCUGACAUGCCAAGCCAAAGGGAAACCACAGCCCCAGCAGAUCAACUGGGUGAAGGUGGACGACGACGUUCCCUCCCACGCGGUCAUUACGGGCACCGACCUGCUGAUCGAGAACCUCAACAAGUCCUACAACGGAACGUACCGCUGCGUGGCGUCCAACUCAGUCGGAGAGUCUUACGAUGACUACAUCCUCUACGUAUACGAUGCGCUCACCACUACCCCUAUACCCACAACUACCACCACCACCACCACCACCCUCCCAGUCACCACCCAAGGUACAGUACUGUCCCUGCACCUUCCGCCACCCUCCGUCACCCUUCACCUGUGUCUGCAUGUGACCACUGACACACCUGUGCGCGUGUGUGUGCCAGAGUGUGACGCCAGGCAGCCAGCCCUGAUACGAUCCUCCGUGUGGGAACGAUCGACUCAAACCCGUGUCGCACAGGCCUGGAGACGCCGAGCCGGCGAGAUUCAGCUCCGUUCCAUGGGUCUGUUAUCUUAUCGAGAUCUGGAGUUGUACUCAAUCCUGUCCGAGCAGGGAUUACAGCAGUGCUUUGUUUCCCUGAGCAGCUAAGAUGACUGUGUUAUUUUAUUUUUUUAUUUUUUUCGGAUCCCCCCGCUCCAAAAACAUAGCAAUCUGAGGAUGCUAUCAGGGUGACUGUGCCUAGCUGUAUGAAUCUGUAUGCAAAUGUUAAUCCCUUUGGUGAUCAGGCGUUUUCCCGUAAGUGCUGGGUAUCUGAAGCCCAGCAGGUGGUAAUACUGCUGGUGUAGGACACCUGGCUUGUGGGAGGGAUCUCCGCCCGUUCAGAGACUAACUCAGCUUCUCCCCUC